This is a messenger RNA of Leptomonas pyrrhocoris, 5273 nucleotides long. RefSeq lists its product as hypothetical. Gene Ontology annotation, molecular function: transcription coactivator activity; protein binding. The coding region runs from base 1635 to 5273 and encodes 1212 amino acids. Gene Ontology annotation, cellular component: nucleus; cytoplasm. The transcript has a single exon. Lineage: Eukaryota; Euglenozoa; Kinetoplastea; Trypanosomatida; Trypanosomatidae. The record is from RefSeq and is a predicted model, not a curated record. Gene Ontology annotation, biological process: hippo signaling; positive regulation of transcription by RNA polymerase II.
AGAGCAUUGAAGUGGGAUUACCGUCCUUCUACCUGUGCGCAGUGUGCGAAAAAGAAGAAACAAACCAUUCAGAGCAGCCAAUAUUGCUGAGCCUUCAAUUAGGACGCAACGAAGCCAGUUUUUCCUUUCAUUACGGAGCUUCCACUCAUCGUUCGCUAUUAACUCCGACUCUCAUCCUUACAGUCUUUGUUAUCUAGCUUUUUUUUUUUUGGUCUGGCUGUAUGCUGUUCGGGGACCUCAGUGUCGAGGUCAAAAAAACACCAAAAAAAGAAGAGAGAGAGAGGGAGGAAAAUAGAUAAAUAGCUGUAUAGGGCUGAGUGGAGCUUUGAAACUGGAAAACAGCGUUACAUCAAGGAAAAGAAAAGGAAGGGAUACAUCUACCUGAGUCGCCAAAUCAACGAUUGAAACGAAAACGGUCUGCCGUUUUUUCUUUCCAUUUUGUCUGUUUCGCUUUUUUUAUUUAUUUCCUUCUUUCGCCUUUUUUUUCUCGUGUUAUUGCUGUUGUGACCAUUUCCUUCGCACGCCGAUUUAUUUUUGUUUGUGGCUUUUUCUUCUUCUUUCCUUCUCUUCUUCGUGCUUUCUUCUUCUUUUUUAAAGAGCCCUUUUGUUUUUCUUUCACUUCAUUUUUCCUCCUCUAACGUCUAAACGCUAACUUAUUAAUACCUCUCUUUUCCUGCGCGCGUGCUUCGCUCCAUCAGCGCUUCUUAAAUUCGUUAUUGUUUUACGAAGUUCCUUCUCCUCCUUGAGUGCUGUUCUGAGUACGUGUACCAAAUCAAAUAACCUUUCUUUUCUCUCUUGUGUUUCUUCGUAUCAGACGAUCAUUACUGAAUAUUAGCCGAAAAUAAAAGGGGCGAUUAUUGAAGAUUUUUUUUCUGUUCCUGGAGAAUAAGGUUACUUCUUCUAGAUCAUCCAGACUGAAGAAAGCGAUCUGAGAGCCCUUCGGGUUCUACGGACAUAGUUGGUUCUGCUUAACAGUUGUAAGGCUCAGAAUACACUUUUCAAGGACAGUUGGCUUUUUUCUUCUUCUUAUCAUUGCCGAAAGAAGCAGUCAACGCUGAGAAAGGAACGGUAUGCGUUGUAUCCCGAAAGUAAAUAAUUAAACCGAGGUAGGACUGAUAAGAUCAUUAUUUUUGUUUUGUUUUGUUUCAUUAUUUGUUCCCGUGAGCGAGUCUUCUGAGCACACUGUCUGUUUUUGUCUUCUGUGUGUUUUUGUUCACCCCUUUGUAGUGGUCAUCUUUGAAUAGUAUCUGCGAAACGCCACCCAAAUCCCUCUUCCCCACUCCCUUCUUCGCAACAGCGCUUCUCAGUACACCGACGAUACACUGCACCAGUUUCAAGCAGGGGAGAAGGGACGACUUUGCGCUCACUACGAGCGGAAGCGAAAUCAGGGACCCUUUUUUUUUUUGCAACCCCUCCAUCCGCACCGCAGCACAACGGCGUCUCUAUUGGACGGAGUAGGCACCUCGCCGCCGCCGCCGCACCCGCCGCCGCAGCCGCCGCAGCCGAGCGCGCACCCCUACCACCGUUCGCCCAAGACAAACGGAGGCAGCAGCGCCGAUUCUCCACGUCGUGCUGCCUCUUCACCGGACAAACGGGGGAACGGGGCUGACUACGUUGAGAGCGAGGCAGCGAGAAUGCUGCCCGAUUCCUUGGCGAAGGAGGCCGCCAACGUUGGCUAUAGCAGCGGCAUUAGCAGAGGAGGAGCAAACUCCGGUACCAGCGCAGUGAGCACGACGAGUACGAACACCACGCAAAAUGCAGCGGCGAGCGGGUCGUCACGUCACGUGGUAAAAAAGCCACCUAGCACAACGACGGCGGCUGCCGCCCUGGCCGCUGGCUCACGCGGCUCCCCACCGAUUCUCAUGGGCAGCGGUGGCUCAUCUAGUCCGGCAGGCAACAGCAGCGGUGGCUCCUCCUCCAGCACGGGGUGCGUGCGGUGGUGCAUGAACGUCGCACUGCAGUCUUUCACCGGCGAGCCGUGGGCAGUGACGCUGCAGCCCGCUGCAGAGGACGACAUUGUGUUGAACGGGUCGUUCCCGGGUAGUCCGGCGGACUCUCCCGUCCUACCCCCCGCCCCCGCCCCCGUCCACCCUGCCGCGACGACCACCACCGCGGCGGCGAACAGUCGCCAGCAGCCUCCCCAAGGCGGCGGCUCUGGAAAUAGCAUCACGAGCGGCAGCUGCAGCAACCGCAGCUCCCCCGUGCACGGCGCCGGCGGCACCCGCAUGAGCCCGUCGAUGCUGCGCAGCGGGCUACAGCUGGCGGCGAUCGACUACAGCGAGCCACAGGUGCAGUACCCGGGGGGCCCAAUGCUGGACGCCGCCACGUUCGGCUACGAUCCGCAAAGCGAAGACACUGCCGCCCUGCACCAGUGCGUGCUGGCGGUCAACAGCCCGCCCGUCACGUACGGUGUGGACGACCUGCUUGGUCGCAUCACCAACGUCGAGUUCAUCGCGGAGCAGAGCAGCCCGGAGGAGACGGCGGCAGGGGUGCCGAUGCACUACCGGCUCGCCUCCUCGCUGGAGCCGAUGCUCAACGCGACGCUCAACCCAGCCAUCACGGCCGUCAUCGACCACUGCGUCAGCGCCAUGGUGCUCGUAUACGGCGCCACGCAGGAGAUGAAGCAAAUGGGUCUGAUUGGCACACCGGAAGAGUGCGGCCUCCUCCCGCUCGGCAUCCGCUGCAUGAUGGACCGCUUUCUCGAGCGCAAGGAACAGCAGCAGUCCAAGGCGUCCACCGCCGGCGGUAACCCCAAGUCCUCCCCCGAGAAGGCCUGCGGCGGCCAAUCGGUGCUCGCCUCUCCGCCGCUGCACCCCUCGAGCAGUCCAUCCUCCCCGCACGGGGGCGGUGACGACGCCGCCUCCGACGGUGAACGCACAGAGGGCGGGCACAGCCGCUCCGCGACCUCGCACGCCUACAGCUUUGUCUUUCCCUCCAUCGGCUCUCGCCACCACCGCUUUGCCCGCAUGGAGACCACCUUCAUCGCCUUUGACUCGACCAGCGUGGUGGAUCUGCUGGAUCUGUCGAACAAGCGGGUGGAGCUCGUGCUGAAGUUGGCCCCACCGCCGACGCCGUCCGCGUUCGAGGAAAAGGCAGACGACGUGAAUGCGCCGUCGAGCUCGUCGGCCACCACCGACUCUUUCGUGCUCAACGCCCGCGCGAUGCCGGUCGAGAACACAAACGACGCUCUUUCGGCGCUGGACGUCGGGCUAGAAAAUUUAUCGCGUGCGCUGGAGCUGGCGCUCCUGCAGUCGGAGUCCGGCUCCUCGUUGCUCUUCUCCCUGACAGCGUUCACCGACGCGUGCCGGUGCGCCACGAUGCACGUCCUCUGCCUCGCAGAGGACCCCGCCGCGCAAACCUGGCUCGCCUCCACCGUGCAGGCACGCAGUCAAGCCAUCCCCCUCGGCGAGGAGCAGAGCUGGGCUUCCAUCCAAAACACACCGAUGCCACCCCCUUUGCACCACCACGCCGCGACGAUGCUCGUGCCUGCCUUGUGCUUUGGCAACAUGUUUACCUCCGUUUUAAUCUGCGUCUACAACUCAAUUACGGCGCUGAGUCGGCUUAAUCGUGACUUGACGUUUGCCGUGACGGGUUACCGCAUGCGCACCAUCCCUCGCGUGACGUUGGCCAGCUCGCGGCGCGGCCUGAAGAAGUUGCCGCCCAGUUGGGAGGAGUACUUCACGAACGACGGCCGCCGCUACUUCAUCGACACCACCACCCAAACUACCACCUGGGAGGACCCGCGCUUCACCUACCAGCAGCGGCUCUCACACUCCGGCAGCUCGCAAGGCGGCAGCCCGGGCGGAGGUAGCAGCGUCGGCUCCAGCCGCGGCGGCGUCCUGCAGCACCGGCCGAGUCGCAUCGGACUCGGUAGUGGCGACAAAGACUUUCUAGCGAAUCGCCUGCAACCGGAACUGCACAGCAGCAGCAGCAGCACCGUUGGCGGCACCCCGCCCACCACGAAUACAAAGGCGUCUUCCAAAACGCAAUCGCCUCGCAUCGGUGCCACCGCGGCCGGCUCGAAACGCGCCUGUCCCAGUGACGAGCCGCUUGAUAUUGGCAUCGUAGUGGUGGACACGAUGUGCCGCCCACGCGUGCUCAUCGACUCCAGCAACCCACGCUUUGCCCAGCAGUACGUGGAGCAAGAACAGUUUCUACGCGAGAAGCAGCACGAGCUAAAAGAGUCGAUGGAGGCGAUGCGCCAAGAGGCGGCGAAGAAGAGGGCUGCCGCUGCCGCUGCUGCAUCAACGACGGUGGCUUCACACGCCGACCCCACCGGGCAUACUUCCUCCUUCGCUGUUGGUGGUGAUGGUCUAGAAGACAGCGACCCAGCGGUGGUGUCCGUCACCGCCGCACCCAGUGAGUGCGUGCAGACCAUCGCUGACCCCGUCGCACCGAUGCGCUCGUCAGACAUCAGCGACACGCCCCUGACGCCCGUCAACGGCAUGAUUGGUCUAGACGACGUGGACGAUGAAGAGGUGUCCUCGCUGUGUCGCAGCAGCACCGCCAACAUGGACGACUUCAUCUUCGAGAACUCCGACGAGGACGAUGAUGAGAAGGAGUUGGAGGCCCCGCUGUGGAGUCAGACGGGGCAGUCCGCAGGGCCGACGCCGUCCGCCAGCACCGGUGGUGACGGCCGAGGCGACCUGUCGCACGCCGGCAACAACGCAGAGGCCCGCUUCUAUACCAACGCGCUGCAGGAGCAGGCCAUCGGCGUCAUUGAGAUGACGGCGAGUGCGACGACGCCCUCGGCCAGCUCGUCCGUCACCGGCACCCCGCUUAUUGGGAGCACCGGCGUCAACAGCAGCGGCAUCGCCGGCGCUCCAGAGGGGCAGUUUGCGGGGGUGACGGCGGAAUUCGGCGCGCCGAGCAGCACGAUGGCCUCCGUGCCACCGGAGGUGCAGGACCUGGAGUCGCUGGUCGAUGAGUUCACCGCAUUUUACCGUAAGGCGUACUCGAUGCAGCAGCGCAUCGUGGAACUGGAGGCGGAGCUGAAGAAGCGCAGAGCGGCGUCGCAGAGUCCCAAACCGUUCCUGUCAUCAUCUACCAUCACAGCUGGCGAAACGAGCUCGACGUACGACAUUGAGCAGGAGAUGCGAAAGGCAGCGGCGGCCUCGCCGUCGGCCAAGGUUCGAAAAGCGGUGCUUCCUCUGCUGACGGACGUGGGUGCCGCCGCCUCCGCUGGUAGUAACAGCGGUGGUGCCAUUCUCGCUGCGUUUCAAGAGGCGCUUCGCCUUGCUUCUCAGUCUUCCAUCAAAGCUGAACAGCAAUGA